This is a messenger RNA of Colletotrichum graminicola M1.001, 330 nucleotides long. Its product is annotated as protein kinase domain-containing protein. Lineage: Eukaryota; Fungi; Ascomycota; Sordariomycetes; Glomerellales; Glomerellaceae. The record is from RefSeq and is a predicted model, not a curated record. The transcript is spliced from 2 exons. The annotation marks the transcript as partial.
AUUAACAAUUGUCUUUACAAGCGAUACUGCAUAGUACAUAAGCUUAGCUACAGCACGUUCUUAACAACGUUAAACUACGUAGCUAUUAAAGUUAGCACUAUAGAUGUAGACAUACAAGAGAUAGAUAUUCCAUCUAAGCUUACUAUAGGAGUUGUAGACUAUAGCUACGCUGCUUAUAAUAUAUUAAUAAUCCCUAUUGUCCCUAAUUACUUUAGCCUCAAUGGCCCUAAUAGGACCUAUCCUUCUUUUAUAACAGUCCUAGCAAGAUGUAGUCUUAUAGAUGCAAAAGAGGCGUCAGACUUAAGACUAUUUAAGCUUAAUGUUGCUUAG